Alnus glutinosa is the source of this 531-nucleotide messenger RNA. RefSeq lists its product as uncharacterized. Bases 1 to 531 code for a protein of 176 amino acids. NCBI's taxonomy places the organism in Eukaryota, Viridiplantae, Streptophyta, Magnoliopsida, Fagales, Betulaceae. The transcript has a single exon. The record is from RefSeq and is a predicted model, not a curated record.
AUGGAGGCUCUACGUAAGUUGCUCAUUGUUAUUGUUCAUAAAGGUCUUCCAUCAAGCUUCUUUGUUGGAUCUAGAAACUUUGAGGUGGUUAACAUUUCUCAUCUAUUGUUCGCGAAUGAUAUUUUGGUUUUUUGUGGGGAUAAUCCUAACCAUCUUCGCUAUCUACGUGUCUUGUUCUUGUCCUUUGAAACUGUCUCAAGUUUAAAGAUUAAUUUGGCAAAGUCUAUUUUGGUUCCUAUGGGUUGUGUGGAUAAUGUGGAUGGAUUGGCUAGUAUCUUGGGUUAUGGGGUUUCCUCUUUACCUUUAGAGUAUCUUGGUCUUCUGUUUAGGGUCUCUUUUAAGAUCAAGUAUAUUUGGGAGGGUAUUGUUGGAAAGAUUGAAAGGCUGUUGGCCAGUUGGAAGCGGAUGUAUCUGUCCAAGGGUGGUAGAGUUACCUUUAUAAAGAGCACUAUUUUCAAUAUUCCCACAUACUUCUUGUCUCUUUUCCCUAUUACUGCUUGUGUGGCAAAUCGUAUAGAGAAGCUCCAUUGA